UCCAAAUCACAGGGGUCCAUCUCGCGAUGUGGACGCGCGAACCAUCGAGAUGUAAUAUAGCAACACUGAGGGAGGAACCUAACACAAGAAGGAAGAUGGCGGCGGACUCGAGUGGGGAUCGCGUGGUGGAGGUGGUGAAAGGACAAUCAUUCGAAGUCGCUCCACGAUAUACCAACUUAGCCUACAUUGGAGAGGGGGCUUAUGGCAUGGUCGUAUCUGCAUAUGAUAAUGUGACAAAAACAAAGGUAGCCAUUAAGAAAAUUUCCCCAUUUGAACACCAGACUUACUGCCAGAGAACAUUGAGGGAAAUCAAAAUCCUCACACGAUUCAAGCAUGAAAAUAUUAUAGACAUUCGGGACAUUUUGAGAGCACCAACCAUGGACCUGAUGAAGGAUGUGUACAUUGUCCAAUGCCUGAUGGAAACGGACUUGUACAAACUGUUGAAAACCCAGAAGCUGACAAAUGACCACAUCUGUUACUUUGUGUAUCAGAUUCUCCGCGGUCUCAAGUACAUUCACUCUGCCAAUGUCUUGCACAGAGAUUUGAAGCCCUCAAACCUCCUCCUGAAUACAACCUGUGAUCUCAAAAUCUGUGAUUUUGGGCUAGCUCGAGUUGCAGAUCCAGAACAUGACCAUACUGGUUUCCUCACCGAGUAUGUUGCCACACGAUGGUAUCGAGCUCCAGAAAUCAUGCUUAAUUCCAAGGGAUAUACAAAAUCAAUCGAUGUCUGGUCAGUGGGAUGCAUUCUUGCUGAAAUGCUGAGCAACCGACCACUCUUCCCUGGGAAGCAUUAUCUGGAUCAACUUAAUCAUAUCCUUGGUGUUCUUGGCUCUCCUUCUCAAGAAGAUCUCAAUUGCAUCAUUAAUGACAAGGCAAGGAACUAUUUGGAAUCCUUGGCAUUCAAGCAGAAAAUCCCUUGGAAUCGUCUCUUCCCAAAUGCAGAUCCAAAGGCACUAGACCUUCUGGAUAAGAUGUUGACCUUCAAUCCACAUAAACGCAUUGUUGUUGAAGAUGCUCUGGCUCAUCCAUAUCUGGAGCAGUACUAUGAUCCAGCUGAUGAGCCUGUUGCAGAGGAGCCCUUCAAGUUUGAGAUGGAAUUUGAUGACUUCUCAAAGGACCACUUGAAAGAACUGAUCUUUGAGGAGACAGUUCUCUUCAAGCAAUAUCAAGAGCAGCUGCAACAUCAGGUCCAGCAUUAGCUCCAUUAUUAUUGAAUGAUUCUUCUUUUUGUGUAUACAUGGGAGCGUAUCAUGCCCUGUUUAUUGCAUAUCUUCACUUUCACCUCUUGCAUAGUAUCCUUCAUCUAUCUUUUUUGCUCUUUGUCUGGUGAGUGAGGAAAGUGAGUUCAACCAUACUGGUGAAAUUCUAUUUUGUUUCUCUCUUUUGAGCUACUUAGCAUAACUCAGCUGCUAUGAAUGAGAACAAUAGUUUGACUGCAAUGUGCUAAGACAGAGGGGGAGGUGGGAAUCCCUGCUAGUCAUCAGGUGACCAAAGUACUGCAUGCUUUCCACUUGUUUCUCAUCUUUGCAAUUCUAUCUUCCCCAUUCCUUUCCCGUGUUUUCUUCAUAAUUUUCUUUGCAUUAAAUUGUUUUUUCAAAACCAAAGGGAACCCUGGGAUGAAGGUUAAUUUUAGCACAUGCUGAAGGUGUGGCUUUAGAUGUAGCACAUACUGGAGGAGUUAUAGCAUGAAGCAACAAGGAAGGCUGACAAUAGGCCAUUGUCAGUCUGUAUUCCAUCAUCCAUAUCCGCUCCUUAUACAUGAAAGCUGGGAGUCUGGGAAGAGUCAGGCUUUACAAUCCUUGCAAUCACCUUGUAACCCAUCACAGAGCAGCAAUAUAGAUCCUCUUUUAUCAGACUAAAAGAUUUAGACUACUAUUGCUUGAUUAUGUGUAUUUGCUGUUUAUUGAAUGGUUACAAAAUAAAACAGUGCAGUUUGGGAUUCAUCUCAGUCAUCAAAACUUGCACUUUUGUCAAUAAUUUUUCUUUUGCUUCUGAUGAUGUGCAGUAUCUUCCAAGGAAGUUGUCAUAUUAUUUUGUACCACUAUGGCUAUGUGCAUGAGUCACUUUUCAGUAUUGAUGUAUGAGUUCAAGUUUCAAGUUUUCAAGGAGGGAUGUGUCAAAGUGAAACUUGUCAUUUAGACAAUGAGGAGUCAAUUGGGAGUUGGAACCCAAGACUCCUCAUUGUUCCUUGUUUUAGCUGGUAGAAGUGGCAAUCUUUUCAGUUUUAUAUCAAACAAGGCUGGUUUUGCUCGAAUUAUUUUGUUUACUUUGAAAGUUUUCUAAUUACAACACCAGUCACAUGAAUGAAGUGUCAGUUAUCAUCUGCUGGAAACACAUUCCAUGUUUGCAAUGAUUGUGGGCCAGGGUUGUCAUACAGAAAAGAAUGGAAAACUUGCUCUGAGAAGCAAAAGGCAGUAUUUGAAGCUAAUUGUAUACUUCAUUUUCUAUGUAAUAGAAGAUGUAAUACCCUAUUCAUCUAUGGUUGAUAUUUAUUCUGUGGUCCCUUUUCAUUGGCCUGAUUGGGAACUGGAGGCCAUCCUAAGGAAUACUUCUUUUGGAAAAUGAUUUGUGGAAUGGCAUUCCACUCUUGCAGGUAAUUGCAUUAGGUGGAAGAUAAAAGAUUUUCCCUAAAGAGUUUUUAGGAGAAACACAUUCUCCCCUCUAUCCAGUCUUGGUGCCCAAAAUGAAUCAGUUGAUUUCACUGCUUGAUAAAGUAGAUUGGAUUCCAUGAUGCAUUGGAAGUGCUUUGUAUUGGUAAAAAUGGUGAUUCUUUUAUCAAAUAACAUGAAUAUUCAAUCAUUGCCCUAGAAUCCCCAAAAGUACCAUUUUUCUUUUAAUCUGAGAAGUUUGUUUCACUUUAACAUGGAUUUUUUGGGGAAAUUCUAGAAAAAGAGAUGAACAAGAGAGGAGAAAGCCUCAAAGCAGAAAAGUCUACAAAUAUGAAUCGGUUUAUACAUGUAAUAAGGCUUUCAGGGACAUGAGAUUUACAUCUUUUCACCCUUUUCAUGCCUCAUAUCUAUAGAUUAAGUAAUUGUGGUCAUAGCAUAAAGAAUGAAAUUGGAUUCUCAUUUCCAUCAUACAUCACCUUCAUGUUUGCCAAUUGUGAUGCCUAUGAUUAAUCUGUAUCUUGUGCUUGAUAUACAUAGAAAAUACUUUUAAAAUCUUGAGAGUCAUGCAGCUGUGAGAUUCUCCUUUUUCAAAAUUGCUCCCUGCCUGUGGUAGCAAAGAAUGCAAUUUUUUUUCUCAUCUUGGACAACUCUGGUUUAAUUCAAGUUUCUUUUUUUCAAAACUGCAAAAAAUACAGUUUAACUCAAAAUGCAGGCAACAUGAUACAUUCUUCAUAUAUGUUCAUGCUUUUUUUUUUAUCCAUCAUUCAGUUCAUCCCUUUCUUAGUCAUAUACUGUGUGAUUGGUCAUGAUCUUAACAGCUGAAUCCUUCAAAUGAGAAGUCAUUCAGUGCUGGUGAUCUCAAUGGUAUGGGUGUAUCUUUUCAUCUUCCACUUGUGAAACAAGCAGUUAUAGGCAAUUCCUUGUUGGACCAUGGAGUGAAAGAGAGACAGUGAGCUACUGUAUUUGUAGGAAUUUGUGAAGUCUUAGCUAUUAUAUUGUCAACAUGAAGGAAUUACAUUGAUUUUGAUACCAUCUAGAUUGUAAGGAAUGAUGUCCUGGUGUCAUGCCUAUCUCAAUGUCUUUCCUCCAACACUUGUUGAUAGUCUUCACUUGUUGUUCUUUCUUAUACCUCAUCCGUGUUUUGUAUUCCAUCUUGAUGUUUACUGUCUUCUGAUGGAGGUGAUACUCUUCAUGUCUCUUCAUCUGUUAUUGUGCAUGAUGAUGAAAUCAAUUUCCAGUGUCUGAUCUUUUAAAAUUCUGCUUCAAUUUCAAGAUGAAAACUGUUUUAUGUGGUCAAGCUUGGAUAGUCUGCUUAAAAGGCAUGCCUUCCAUACUAUUAAUCCUGCUAUAAUUUUCUUUUAAGUACUGCUGGGUUCACAACAUUCAUAAGAACAGGAAUUUAUAUGGUGGGAUGAUUAAUUUGAUUAAUUUUGCUCACCAUCCAAAUGGCAUGCCACUGAAGUUUAUUGCAUAUUGUUGUGAUUUGAUUGUUUCCAUUUGUUGUCAUUCUGAGGAAUGUGCUUGUAAAGACAAGCAUUAUUUUGCAAGCUCUUCCUCUUUACAAUUUAUGACUGUUGUCUGUGUCACUCUUGACUCUAAUUUCAUGCUGCAUGGGGUUGUUGAGUCUGGUCAACAUGAAACACAAUGGAAUGUUUUAAGAGUAAGUGGCCAGUGGGCAUAUUCUAUGCUUCUAAUAAAAGAAUUCCAGUUAAGGCUGAAGCAUACUCGUAUCAUGUUUUGUGAACCAAGUGUUAGACCUUGAAGCCUGAAAAAUCAGUGGAUUUAGGGAAGCAAGCAUUAACUAAAUAAUUGUCAUUGUGAAUUGCAUUCUUUAGGUGGGAAAUUUGUUUCAUUGCUAAAGAAAAAUCAAUUAUGAUUGUAGUUCAUUAUCUUUCAGUGCAGAUGUGAAUGUGCCCAUGUCGAGAAUGUAUGAACCUUGUGCAGAUGCAAGUGUCUCGUAAGAAGGAAGUGCAUUGAUGCUUGAAUUUGUGCUAAGGUGGAGAUCAAGUCAUUGUGAUCUGUGCUGUUGAAUGAAAUCUGAAUACAUUCCAUCUUGCUGUGGCUUGCUGGACUCUGAUUAAUCCUCCAUGCC
Molecule: messenger RNA, 4701 nt
Organism: Darwinula stevensoni
Lineage: Eukaryota; Metazoa; Arthropoda; Ostracoda; Podocopida; Darwinulidae
Source: the annotation of a GenBank genome assembly